Molecule: messenger RNA, 270 nt
Organism: Parnassius apollo (apollo)
Lineage: Eukaryota; Metazoa; Arthropoda; Insecta; Lepidoptera; Papilionidae
Source: the annotation of a GenBank genome assembly
AUGGAUUAUAGUAGUGAUGAUUCAAUGGACGAUCUCGAUUUCUGUCCCAGUACAGAAGAUGACGACGAUUCAAGUGAAUCAGAUAGUGGAAAUGAAGCUUGGAAUCCACCAGCUACAUCAAGAAGAAUGUCAACAUUUUCAGAGGAUCAGUUACCUGCACUGCCAAAUAUACAGAGACGAAGAACUCUACGAUCAAGAACAAUGCCACCAGAUGAUAUAGCCAACCUUCCAAGUACUUAUGGAACUACCUCAGAAGAAAUACCAGAGUGA